Messenger RNA from Cherax quadricarinatus, 717 nucleotides. RefSeq lists its product as uncharacterized. The record is from RefSeq and is a predicted model, not a curated record. NCBI's taxonomy places the organism in Eukaryota, Metazoa, Arthropoda, Malacostraca, Decapoda, Parastacidae.
GCAGGUACAGCAGGGAGUGUGUUAGGGGUGUUUGUAAGAUCAUGGGAGUCACCUGUUAAGUCGGUAUUUCUUCCUCGCAUCAAUGGAUCUUCAAUUCCAUCUCUGAACAUGGCACUCUUGGCUCUCCUGUUGGUCUUCCAUUUGGCAUCUGCUGGUUACUAUGAAACUACCCCUCUAGUGUGCCCUGUCUCUCCUUUAGUGACUUACGUUACGGAAACUCUCAGCGCUCUUAAGAUAGCUACUACCACUCAGAAUAUACCUGCUCCUAAUAUCAAGGUGGAGACUGUCACGACGACCCAGUAUUUCCCAGCCACUCGUAACGAGUUCAUCACCGUGGAAGGCCCUGCGGAGUCAGUCUACGUGACCAGUGUCGAGUUCGUCUACACUACGACGACUAACAUAGUGUACGUCAUGGACAGAUUCGAUGGCAUCUUCACCAAUACAGAGUUCGAUGCUUAUACGGAGUACGUAGAAAGCACGUCAACUGUCACGGACGUGUCGGUGGUCGAGAAAACUAAAACGGAGAGCGUCCUUCUAUACCACACCUCCGUGACGGAAACUACCACCUGGUCCCCUACGGUGACCACCUGGACUCUGUAUUCUACGAAGACCCACAACAAGACCACCUACAACACUGUCACGGUCUACGAGACUUCGACCAUUACAGAAAGUACCUACGUCUCCCACUACAACACCUUCACUACCACUGAAACUCUG